ACAGAAAGUGAAGACUUGUCAAGAUGUCUGGGUGAGAGGGACCAGAAAAGAGCAGAAUCCAGAUGUCAAAAGAGAAACAACAGAAGUUUGAGCAGCUGACUGGAAUAGACAGGAGGGCCAAGCUGACCUGCCACUUCACAUGUGCCUGUGGGACGCACAGAAAUUGAACCACAUCUCUACAAAAUUAAACUGAAGGCAAAAGGGCAAGAGGACAAGAGACAACUCUAGAAGACAAAGAGAAAGAAAUGCCAAGCAGUGUUAAGAAACUUGGCUAAAGUGAGGAUUUGGGCUUUUUCCCAUCAUGAUCAUCACAACUGGGCGAUUUCAAAGAAGAUCUAGUCAUAAACAAAUGUGCUCUUGGUCUUUUGGAUUUGUUUAAAGAAUGCGUUGGCUUUGUAACCUUCUCAGAGGGCACUUCAAGGAACAAGACAUACAUGAAGUCACCCUCCAUGCUUCCAGUGUUUCCAAUUAACAUAAACACCAGCCUGAGCACGUACACAAGCCUCAUCAGACAGUGCUGUAAACUCUGAUCUGUAGAAGAAGGAAACAGAAGCACACGAAAGUGCAAUGUCAGGUCACUAAAAACAUCUGACGUGACAGACGAUGGGUCGGUGGAUGUUUUGAGGUUUACCAGAUGUAUAUCCUGCUGCCUAAUACGCACAUUUAUUGACUUACAAACUUCACAAGACCCUAAAGGAUUUAUUUCAACUUUAGAACCGCCAGACAUCUUCAAUUAAAAGCCAUGGAUGGGAGAACAGAGAGCAUCCAGGAUUUCUUCAACCAAGUUUGGAGCUUUGCUACAGACAAACACAACCAGGGGGUGUACAACACCGUCUGCCUGGUGGUCCUCUUAGCUCUUCCCCUGUUGGUCCUCCUCACCACUUUGGUGGUGUGCUGCCACUGCUGCUGCUGUCGCCAUGCCAACUGCUGCUGCAAAGACGCCAUGGCAACCACGAGGUCAGAAAUGAAGAAGAAAAAGAAUUCGGAUGGCGACUUGUGGAUCUCUGUCAAGGCGGGGUCGAUGACGCCGGACAGGGUCGCCCUGAACAUGGUGUAGGAAUCCUUUUUUUUUUUUUUUUACUUUGAGAUUUCUGAUCCCGGGUCAGUUGGUUCAGUGGUGCAAUGAGGGAGCGUCUCAAAAGUGUAAAACCCAAACUAGCCUGGACUCAAGAGACAUUGUUCAAACAAUGGGAAGGACCUCACAAUGUAAUGGGCACAGAUUUAGCUUAAAUGUGGAAACAGUGUACAGUUUCUUGUCAUCAUGUAUUCAUGUGUGUGGAGAAUGUUUACAACAUUUUGUAUGCGCUUUUAAGUGUGUGGUACAUAAAGGAAGAAAUAUGCAGAGGCAUAAACAUACCUGCAAGUGUGUGUGUGUGUGUGUGUGUGUGUGUGUGUGUGUGUGUGUGUGUGUCUGUGUCUGUGUCUGUGUGUGAGUGGGUUAGAGACAGAGUGUGUGUGAGAGAGAAGUACAGUGUUAUUGAGAGCACUUUGUUCUUGGAGCUCCCAUGUGAAAUUCAGUGCGGCUGCAUUUAGGAGAGAGAGCCAAUUUAUGGUCUGCCCGGCAUUCAGAUGGUUGUAAUACUGCCUACUUUUCCCGUCCAAGCUGUAAUCUAGACUCAUGAUUGAGUCUCUCUUCUAAAAAAAAAAGCCACUGAUGCGAAAAAAGUUUUGAAGAAAACUAUAACUUUGAUUUAUUUCCUCCUUCCUUACUUCAUACUUAAUAUGAUAUAGUGCGUAGGCCACAUGAGAGACAGUUUUACUAGUUUUGACUUUUGAACGUCACAGCAUUCAGGUCAAGUGAGCUUUAAAUGCAGAAUGCACAAUGUAAGGAAAAACACCAAAAAGCAUAACAUAAUAUUAAAAUAUGUUGUACUUUCAAAUUUGAUUGGCAGAUAUUAUAAUGCACUGAUUAAUACUCAACAAUAAGCAUAUAGUCAGUAAUGUUUUCUGGGCCUGUAUCUGUGUACGUUUGGGAUUUAAGUGAAAUAGAAAAAUUGAGAGUGAAAGCUAAAAAUGUUUUUAAAUGCUCUUAAGAGAUCUUUAUCUUCCCUGUAUGUUUGUCAGCGUGGUCCUAAAUGUUCUGAUGCACAUUUCCUGUUAUUUCAUCACUGUAUAUGAAAAAAUAUGAUUGCUGUUGAGUUGUUAAUUUCACAUGAUAAUUGUUACUAGAGAUAUUUAGGAUUAAAAUGACCAUAUCAUAUCACAGAGUGAAAUGCAGAUUAUUUUUUAAAACAAAGAAUGAGCAACAUUCAAAGUAUUCAAAGCUAUUUCUGAACUUAGUCAACGUAUAUUCAAAAUAUUCAGAGAAGAGAAACCCUAAAAUAAUCAAAUGAUUUGGGCUUCAAGUGGAAGGCUCAUAUGUUUUCUAAGUGUAUGACAUCUCAAAGCCCAAAUAAGCAGAAGUAGUAUCAUCGUGUUCAGGCAUUAGCCUACACAGACACUAAGUUGAUCUUCUUGCUCAAGUGCUGCUGGGAAAACAGGCCCCAACUCAUUCCAUUACUGCUCAGACACAUGCAUUCCCAUGUGGAAAUCGGGGGUUUGUCUCUUCUGCUUGAUGCUCACAAUCAUAAUCAUAAUUCGAAAGCUUGCCCUGCAAAAAUAAAAGCCUCGGUAGGCUGCUGUCGCCCACACUGAAAGGUUUGCCAAGAAGCGACAUCGUAGACAUGCUCAGAGGUUGACUGAUCAUGAUGUCACUGCGGUUUGUAUGAGUCAAAGAAUUUUCUACAUUCAUGUUUACGGAGUUUCUAUUCAUUAUUACAGACUGCGACAGGCUGUCUUAAAGAUAAUGAUAAAAUAAGCAGUAGAUAAAAGAUAGGUACGAUUGGGAAAUACUCUUCUUUGCAUUCUUGCCAAGAGUCAGACGAGAAGCGUGAUACCACUCUCAUGACUGUUUGGUAAAUAUGUUAUAUCUUGUUUGUUUAACCCAUAGAAAAUAUAUUACAUAUAAUAUAUAUUUUAUAUAUUAUAUGUUACACAUUAAGUAUACAUUAAGUAUACAAAACUACAUCAACUAGAUUAUAAAAUAUAAACAGGCUGUAUUUGUGAUGUUAAACAUUGUUUUGACAUCUCUCACUUUGAACAGAUUAUAUUAUUUGUAUGAGAGGAAGUAUGUAAAUCAGUUGCAGGCAUCAAAAGGUAGGGAAUAUCAAAUAUACAUGUUUUGUAUGUGUUUUGCUUUUCCCCUGUGAUCAGAGGGAACGGAGGUGGGAGCAUUUGUCAUCUGUUUGAACAGCAAAUCUGCCGUGCACUGUAGUUUUCUAUAUGAUAGCACCAUUUCUUUUGAUCCCAUCCAAUUAUGCAUGACAUUGUGUAUUUAGAAUAUGUUUUCUUUUUUUUGCGGUGCUACGGUGAUUCUUUCUUUUGAAUGAUGAGCCUGGCUGGGCUUUGUUUGUAGCUCUGCAUGCAUAAUUUAUCCUGACAUAAAGAAAGACAAUGACAAAGGACAGCACAACUUGGAAGAUGACAGGGAGAGAAAUCAAGUUUUUUUUUAAGCUUUGUGGAAAAUCAUCUUUCUGUUUCAGACGUAAACUGAAGUUAACAGAGCCUUUGAAUUUUGACAUAAAGUCAUUAUCUUUGUGUGUGAACAUGUCAUAUACUGUAUUGCACAGGCCUCUUCAUUCAACAUGGCUGCUAAGGCUUAGACAAUGUGCUCCACAAAAAUGCAAUAUUUUCAGCAUACGUGAACAAAGCUUUGCAGACUGUUAACACUGAAAUGUGACUGACUAUAUAAAUGUAAGGUGGGGGAAAAACAACAA
Molecule: messenger RNA, 3755 nt
Organism: Anarrhichthys ocellatus (wolf-eel)
Lineage: Eukaryota; Metazoa; Chordata; Actinopteri; Perciformes; Anarhichadidae
Product: KIAA0040 ortholog
Exons: 2
Coding region: 743-1057 (104 amino acids)
Source: RefSeq, a predicted model, not a curated record